UAUGGCAACACACAAAUGCAGUUGGAACAGAACUUGGAACUAUCAGAGUUCAAUAAACAAGUUCUUGGUGUAUUGCCGAAGCUUCCAGGCAGUUUAUACUUUGAUGUAACAUUUGCUAGCUCUUGUGGCUUUGAGCAGACCUCAGAAACCGCACUAUUUGGUUUUCUUGGUGUCCCUCUACACCAUGGCUGGUUGGUUGAUCCCCAGGAUGUUGAAUUGGGCUCCUCAAUACCUAGAAGCUCCUACUCCAAACUUUCAUAUAAUCUUGCUGUGUAUGAAUCAAUUCGAUCCAGCACAAAUUCAGGGCCUCAAAAGCAUGGUGGAUGGAAAGAUGACAUGGUGUAUUCAGCACUUGCGUUCUCUUUAUCAGGAUGA
Setaria italica (foxtail millet) is the source of this 375-nucleotide messenger RNA. RefSeq names its product ubiquitin carboxyl-terminal hydrolase MINDY-1-like. The transcript is spliced from 4 exons. The coding region runs from base 16 to 375 and encodes 119 amino acids. Lineage: Eukaryota; Viridiplantae; Streptophyta; Magnoliopsida; Poales; Poaceae. Gene Ontology annotation, molecular function: cysteine-type carboxypeptidase activity; K48-linked deubiquitinase activity; cysteine-type deubiquitinase activity. Gene Ontology annotation, biological process: protein K48-linked deubiquitination. Gene Ontology annotation, cellular component: cell periphery; cytosol. The record is from RefSeq and is a predicted model, not a curated record.